GUCGAUUUGCAUUUCCAUUUUGUUAAUUGCUGCAGUGCUGCUGCUGUUGCUGUAGCAUCUCGAGAUUUGAGCUUCACUUUCGGAAGAUUCGUCAGUUUUUGGAAAACAAAAAGGACCUCCAUGACAAGCACCCCAUAAACAGCAAAGCCCCUUCCUGAUAGCUUAGUAAGUUGUACAUCCAGCAUGAGUUUCCACGUCAUGAUCUAGGUACAUAUUAAUUUUUAUCGCACAGCUGGGCGCAGCUAAAAUUGUCGUUAUCAGUCGUCUAUCGCUUUCGUUUUUAUCUUCGCUUUUUUGGUGUAUCGUGGCACCGUCCGCUUUUCCCAGGAGUACUUUUUUCCAUUCUGAUCCGAACUUUGUAUGGCAACACCGCAGAACAGAGCUCAUUUUGUUGCGUUCUUCUUUUCUGCCAAGUCGAUUUGUGCAUGUGACUAAGUAGGCUGCAACAAAGAUAAUCCGGAAACAUGUUCACAGCCCUUCGGAAAUCGGUGAGCUCCAGCUUACCAAGCUGGAGCAAAAACAAAAAAAAGAACCCCGGCGGAGCAACGUCUGGCCAAGAAAAAGAACGGGUUUUCCAGAUUCACUUUGAGGAUCGCAGCAGCGGACAGGCAGAGAUCAUGGAGCUCGCCGUCCCCGUGCGGAACCUGAAGCAGGAGGUGAAGCUGAAAGAGAUUCGCAGACUCUGGCAGGAAGUCUACGGUUUCAAGCUCAAGGGGAAUUUCCGGCUGCAGAGCGUGACGUUCUCGUCGACCACCGCCUCUGGAUUUCGGUACGACGACGACGAAAACAACUUUUUGCAGGACGAAAGGCCAUUGCCGCCCGAAAUCACGCAUUUGUUCUUCCAGCCGGACGCCGCAGAUUUUUCCGAGGAAAAUGAGUCGGACGACGAAGAUCAGCACGACAACGACCUUUCCGAACAUGAGGCUGCUGCACAGGAGGAAGCAAUGAUCCAGCAAGCGCUACGUGCGAGUCUGCUAGAUCAAGGCGCUGGUGGAAACCAGCCAAAUCAUCCCGCUGCUGGUAGACAACAAGUGCCGCAGCCGCGCAUGCAGCUCCGUUUCUCGGUGCAAAGAAAUGCGAAGUCGUCCUCUCUAUCCAAGUUAAUAUCGAGGAAGGCAAAGUGUCGUGCUCGCGCUCAAACUAUUUUUACUUUCUGCAGAUCAUGAUGCAUGUUGCGCUUCACAAAAGGUGAUAGCUCGUUGUUAUGAUGAACGAGUAGAAAAACAAGGGGUGCACGGCUACUUAUCACGCGAAAGGGGAGAAACACGCCCCUUUUUGUAUGAGUGGUUUCUUUUUUUCGCCGAUAUCCACCUCAACAGUGUAGUGAAGGUCAGCCAUUACGCAUUGCUAAAGUAAAAAAACCAAGACUGACACUCUCCAGCAGAAGCGCUUCUUUCCUCAUCGAUACACGACUUCAUGUGCGUUUUAUUGCGAGGUGCCACCCAGCGCAACGUUUGCGGAGAUUCAAACAGAAGUAAGGAACCUCGCAGCUAUAUCGGCGUCCACUACGGGAACAAACAAUCGAGGUAUGCAGGAGCAGCAUCAGCUUGCAGCAGAGAUGCGAGAUUUUUCGGAGCAGGAGAAAAGUGACUUGUUGUUGGGGAACUUCAUCUUUUCUUACUCCGGCAGCGAGGUCGCCUGGAAUCUGAGACCCGUCGACAUUGCUUUGGCCGACGGGGAUACAGUGCUACUUUUUUUUCGCCAGAACAAUUUGAACAACUCUGCAGGCACUUACGAUGAUUUGGACAUGGUGGAUUAACUGCAUUAAAGGUGUAAAGUGAUAAUUUCGUGCACGACCUUUGCUUUUCCACGUCUUUGUCUGCUUCGUCCAUGCGGGAAAAGAAAUUGAUUGAGGCUUGUGUGCGUCCCCUUCAACGUAAAAAACUGGAACUUAAAGUUGUGUUCAACAGCAUGGGGUUUCUUGACCGUGACAUGGCGCGGUUUUAUCGGCGAUUCAUUUGUUCAACUUACUCGGUUACACCAACCUUCAUAGGUC
Messenger RNA from Amoebophrya sp. A120, 1996 nucleotides. The record is from the annotation of a GenBank genome assembly. NCBI's taxonomy places the organism in Eukaryota, Dinophyceae, Syndiniales, Amoebophryaceae.